Messenger RNA from Letharia lupina, 687 nucleotides. RefSeq lists its product as uncharacterized. The transcript is spliced from 2 exons. NCBI's taxonomy places the organism in Eukaryota, Fungi, Ascomycota, Lecanoromycetes, Lecanorales, Parmeliaceae. The record is from RefSeq and is a predicted model, not a curated record. The coding region runs from base 1 to 687 and encodes 228 amino acids.
AUGACUCUGACACGGGCAACGAGGCUCAAAUUUAUGAAGAUCGUGGCCUUCUGCGGGGAUCUCACGCAGGUGUGGGUGCAAAGGCUUCUCACUGGCCUCGCUUUAAGCGCUUAUACUCCUAGUGUUUUGCAGAAAUCUCCUGCCGCCAUUCACGCUGCCAGUGAAAUGACACACGUUCACAAUGUAAUAACCCGCGGUGUCAACAGCUUCUACCUCCAAGCUCCCAAUGUCCGCAACCCAUCUGACAUCAAGGACUUCCUACAUUUCGUGAUAGUAUGGGGAAAUCUCGUCGACAGACAUCACGAGACAGAGGAAGAAUCCAUCUUCCCAGAUCUCGAGAACUUCACGGGAGAUAAAGGACUGAUGCAACAUAGUGUGGAACAGCAUCAUGCGUUUCAUUCCGGCUUGCAGACACUCAAAAAUUAUGCUUCUAGUACAGCGCCGGAGGACUACAGCAGCGACAAAAGGAAAAGUAUCAUCGACGGCCUUGGCCCGACGCUGCAGGAGCAUCUGGUAGAUGAGAUCGAUACCAUGCUGACUUUGAAGAAAUUUGACAGUGAGGGAUUGAUGAAAGUUUGGAAGGUAUCUGAGGCUGAAGCCCGUGCGAAGACGCGCUCAACUGGCGCCUCGAAGGCAUCGCCCACGAACCGGAAGCCACAACGCAAGACAGCUGACUCUGUUCUGUAG